Leptopilina heterotoma is the source of this 6119-nucleotide messenger RNA. It is a transcript of the gene PNUTS, whose product is annotated as pre-mRNA-splicing factor CWC22 homolog. Bases 584 to 4573 code for a protein of 1329 amino acids. The transcript has 8 exons. The record is from RefSeq and is a predicted model, not a curated record. Lineage: Eukaryota; Metazoa; Arthropoda; Insecta; Hymenoptera; Figitidae. Gene Ontology annotation, molecular function: metal ion binding.
AUCGAGUUUCUCGUCAGUCGGUUGUACUGAAUUAUUCCUGUUCACAUAUAGGGUUGAUUUUCCAUUAAUAUUUUUGUCUUUUCUAUUUUAAAAUUCUUUACUUUGAAAAUUAUACGUUCUUGCCAAAAUUAUAUAUGCAAGAAAAGUAGAAUUUUUUGAAAAAAUAGCCAAUUUUUUCCUAAAAAUAUUUCGGAACUAUACAGCAUUGUCUCGUGGCGUACAUUGAUCUGCUAAUAUAAGUCAGUGUAAUAUUUUUUCUAAAAUAAGAGGCUUAUUUCUCUUUCAAGUUGAUAAUUAAUACGCGACAUAUUCAUUGGUUUUUCAAAAUUAUUUAAGAGAUAUUUGAAAGAGAAAUAUUCGCAAUAAGGGAACGUGUGAAUAUUAAAAAUUCGGUCUCGUUUAUUUCGUGGUAUAAAGCUAAGAAAAUGGCGACUUACUAUAGAACUGAUUACGUGUCGUUGGGCGACACAACAUGAUAAGUGUACAUAAAAUCGCUUAUUUGAUGAGAUCAAUAUGUUAUUGGUGUUUUAUAUUAUCUAAAACUAUUUAAAUUUUGAAGAAAACAUCUAUUAAAUUGGAAAAAAUGCCACGAAUAGAUCCUUUAUCACUGCUCAAAUGCCUCAGUGUUUUACUUGGAUCCACUGGAGGCAUCAAAAGCAAGGAGGAAGUGCACCGCUUAGCUAAUCUUAUGACAAAAUUUUCUAAGAAACUUGUAUCGAAAUGUAUAUACAUUCAAAUUUUAAAAACUACAGAUACUGAACUUCUUAGCCAAUUUAUGGGCGCGGGUGGUUGGAAUCUUGUUCACAUGUGGCUUACUGAUGGAAUUCUCGCAAAAAAUUGGGCAUUAAUUCAAGAAUUAUUGGAACUUCUUUUACUAUGCCCAGUAGACAUUGAACGUUUAAAAAGCAACAAUUGUCCAAAAUUAAUUAAAGGUCUAUCUAAAGAAGGAAGUCAUCAAGGUGUUAGAAUAUUAGCUAGUCGGCUUGUUGAACAAUGGUUGAAAAUUGUAAAAGGAGAAGCAGCUCCAAAUUCUGUUCCUGCUCAAAUCGUGACCCUCUCUUCAUCAAUAAAAUCGUCAACAAUUCCUACUGCAAUUGUAAAUCCAAGGCCUUCUAUAUCAACAACUCAAAGCAGCUCUUGUAGCAGUAACAACAGCAACAGCAGCAGCAGCAAUAGCAAUAUUAAUGUAAUUGAGAAAAAUGAGACUGAUAGAAAUACACAGCUCGUACAAAACAAUUGUAAUAUGAUUGAAACAACAACAACAACCACAACAACAGCAACACAGGAAAACCAACAAAUAGAACCUUCAAACGAUUGUCAUCGAAUUUCAGAGAGAACAUUACUACACACUGAUAGUAAACAACAAUGUCCUCAACAGAAAAAACAAUCUUUUGUUGUUGUACCAUCUUCACAAACGGGAUUAGUAGUACCAGUUUAUAAAAUUACUAUACGCGAUGGAAAACAGGUCCUCACAAAAGUAGAAACAGAUUCUUCAAACAUUACCAACGUCAUUAAUAUUUCUAGUUCUGAAAUAAAUGGUGAUCAUGAUACUAUUGAAUUUCAGAAUAAUCCAAAAUUCGACGAUUAUCACGAAGAAGAAGAAGAAGAAGAAGAAGAAGAAGAAGAAGAAAAAGUUGAAAAUCAAGUAGACAAAUGCACAAUUAAGGAAGUUGUAUCCAAAUUGCCAACUAAUGAUAAUGAAACAGCAAAUAUUGAUAGUAAGAAAGCCAAUUGCGAAACAUCUGAUGAUGUAGAUAAUAAAAUAAAAAAUAAUAAAGAUAUCAAGCAAUCUUCUGCUGCCAUUAGUAGUGAGAACAAUAAGUCUGCUAAUGACAAGGAAAAUCGAGAUUUUUCGAAAAAAGAUAAUGACAAGAAACUUUAUACUAAUAAUAAUAAUAACAAUUGUAGUAGCAGCAGCAGCAGUAGCAUUAUCGCAUCCAGUGCAACUGGUGAUAAAUCAAAUUCAGAGAAAAAAAUAAGUCAUCACAGUUCAUCAAGCAGUAAAAGUUCUUCAAAACAUUCUAGCUCACAUCGUUCUAGUUCCCAUCGUUCCAGUUCCUCUUCCUCCUCCUCACAUCGUUCCAAUUCAAAAACAUCCAAAACGAAAGAAAAACAUCAUAGCAGCAGUAAUAGUAGUAGCAGUAAUAGUAGUAACACUUCUUCUAGUAAACAACAUGGCUCAAAUAGUAAAAGCAGAUCUGAACGCGAUAAAGAAAAACAAGAAAGAGAAAAGGAAAAACAGAAGAAAGAUCAAGCUGAAAAGGAUAAAGCUACUUUAGAAAAGGUUCAAGGUCCAGCUUUAACUUCAAAAUUAGGAAAAAUUCCCAAGAAGAAAAUUGGCGAUGAGCCAAAUGAAAUUACUACAAAAAGAUCUUCAACAGAUUCUAAAGAAACAACAACAACAACAACAACGACGACGAAAAAGAUAUUGUCUAAUGAGAAAAAGAAUAUUUCCAUUUCUAUAGAAAAUCGAAAAAUCCAAGAUUCGACGCGACCAAAAACAGUCAAGACUUUUAAUUCGAAAUUUAGGUCAACUGGAUUAGAGGAGGAAGCGAAACUUCCACCUCCAAGGUCGGCUAGAAAGCCAAAUAUUGUUGCCGAUAAACCAAAAAUAUUGUCUUCGAAAAUAUCAUCCCUGAAGAGACCAUCACCGUUAAGAGAAAGCAGCAGCAGCAGCAGCAGUUCGUCUACUGAUAAAAAAGCAAGACUUUUGCUCGAUAAUUCCAUUCCUCCUUCAAGUGAUGAGAAAAAGGGAGGAAUCAAAUUAAUUAAACCUAAACCUAUGAUACUUCAAGAGAGCGACAUGUUUAUGGAUGCUUUAACUGCAGCUUCAACAAAAAACAAAGAGCCAAGAAAGAGAAAACGACGAACUUCAAUUUCAAAGGAUGUCGGGCCUGAAGUUAAAAAAUUAGAUACCAGCAGUGAAAAUAAUCGUGAUCAAUCCCCUCCUUUAACUUCACCAUCCUCAUUUCAGAAAAUUGAUGAUAAAGCAUUAUUGAAGCCAAAUUUCAAGUUUUAUCAAGAUACAUUGGAAAUUGAAGACGAUGAAAUGACGACGACGACGACGACGGCAAAGGGAAAAAAGUCGGACGCAAUUAAGGCAAAAACAGAAAAUGGUGAGGAAGAAGCAGAAGAGGAAAGAGGAGGAGGAGGAGGUGCAGAUGAUGAUGAAGAUGAAGAUGACGAUGAUGAAGAAGAUGAUGAUGAUGAACAUAAAAUCAGUAAAAGUUGUAAGGAUAUUAAUCAGGAUAAUGAGGAUAAUGAGGAAGAAAGAAGUACAACACCAACACCAACUGAAGACAGUUUCAGUGACAAUAAGGCAAUAAUAGAAUCUAAUCAGGAAGAAUCGAAUGAAAUUCGCUACGUGGAUGGUCUUAGAAGUGUUUUAAUUAUACAAAAACGAAAAGGUCCGAAGAAAAGUCUAAAAUGGAAAGCGGAAUUAGAGUCAGUCCGAUAUUUUGAAUUAGAUGAAACUGAAAGAGUUAAUGUAACUAAAACUUUCACUGACAUGAAGCAAAUUGAUAAACAAAAUGAAAGAGAAGCUUUUCAAAUGGCCAGGAAAUUAAGUAAUGAAGAUUUAAUGGAAGAAAAAACAAGGUGGAGAGCUUUGAUUCCUAUCGAUGUUCCACAAGCCUUGGUUGAACCCGGCAAAGACAGUAGAGAAAAAGAUAUUCAAUAUGCACGUGAAAAAGGAAUACUUCAAGCACUAUAUUUCCAUCGAAACAUGAUUCCCGACUCACCCGCCGAGCCAGAAGAAGAACGACUCUUACCAGUGAUAGAAGCAAAAGUUAUACCUCUAGACGAUUUAACUGGAACAAAAGCCAACGAGAAAGAUUUUACAACGACACCAUGGCCAGAACCAAAACCUCAUCUCCCUAAUCCAUCAAUCAUCACUCCUUCAGUGACAAAUUUUCCAUAUCAACCGUAUCCUCAGAAUAAUCCCAUGAUACCCUCAAUGGGACCCCCACCACCACAACAACAACAACAACAACAGCAACAACAAACUCCUAUGGGACCAAUAAUGCCAAUAAUGAAUCCUAUGAAUCAAAUGGGUUCAGAAAUGGGUGUUCCACCUGGAGGAGGAGGUUGGAGAACAGGCGAUGGAAAGGUUGUUGUUCCUGACAUGUCGGGUGGUAUGCCUGGUGGUUACCCUCAAACUAUGGAGGGUCCAAUGAUACCGCCGCCACCUGGAAUGAUGGGGCCACCAAUGUAUAAUCAACAGGAUGGUUUUAUGUUAGGACCUGAUGACAUGGGUUACAAUAAUGUUCCAAAUAAUUUCCAGGGAGGUCCUGUAAUGUUUGGGCCAGGUCCUAAUUUUCAAGGUGGACCCAGGGGCAGUGGACCAAUGCAUGUUAAUCGUGGUAGAGGAGGACCACCACCACCACCACCACCACCUGGUGCUGGUUGGUUUCGUGGUGGGCCCCCCGUUAGAGGUGUUGGAGGAUGGCGUGGUGGGUGGCGAGGUAAUACUAAACAGCCACCAGUUUGCAGACAAUUUUCAAAAAGUGGAUACUGCCGUGCCGAAAAUAAGUGUCAAUUUCUUCAUCCUGGUGUUAAUUGUCCUCCAUUUUAAACAUUUUUUUAAACAUUAGUGUGACUUGAUAUGUGACUGUGCGCGCGCGCGAGCCUAAUUUCAAGUUCCUACUCAUUGUACAAGUGCAUUUUUCCAAACAAUACACACAACUAUUGCUUGAUACUAACAUUUUUGUGAUGCAAAAAUCAAGUGUGCUGCCCAAAUAGUUUUUGACAUUACUCUCUCUUUCUCUCUCUCUCUCUCUCUCUCUCUAGAAACUUACAUUGUGAUACUCUUUUGAUUUUUCUUGGUAUUGAAUGGUUGGAAUAAUCGCGCGCAAAGUAUUUCAUUAAAAGGGACAAAUUUUUUCCAUCUGCAUAUUAAAGGAAAAAAGAAGUGUUUUGUGGUUUCUCCAUUUCUCUCUUCUAAUAAUCGCAACGAACAAAAAUAAUUUCUCAACUUGAUUGUACAUUAUUAUGAACAACAAUUUAAAGAAUGGAUCAUGGAUAAAAAUACGUACCUAUUAUAUAAAAUUAAUAAUUACAUCAAUUUUCAUUCAUUCGAUUGUUGUUCAACAAUUUUUUCAUUCUUUCUUAUUACUUUUUUAUACAUUUAGCUAAAAAAUAAAAAAUAACUAAAAACUCUGAGAAGAAAAAAUGAAGAUUGUACUUGACAGCAAAAAUAUCAAUUUAUGUCUCAUAAAAGCAAGAAAUGAUUUUCAUUCUUUCUAUUAUAUCUGUAAAUAAUAAAAACAAUAUAGAUAAUGACAAAUUUUGAUUUUACAUACCAUCAUUUUUUUGGAGACAAAAAUGUACACGAAAGAUACUUGAAUUAUAUUUGAAUCAAUUUUCCAAUUUCGCUGUUGAACAGCUCUCAUGAUAUUCUUUAAAAUGACGCUAAAAGCAAAAUCAACAUCCAAAUUGUUUAUAUAUAUAUUUUUUUAACUUUGUCUUGAUUAUAAAUAGAUUUUUUUCUUUUCAUUAUUAUAAUGUAUAGACACACAACUGAGUUUGGAAAAAGCUUGAAUCAAAAAUUCAUUACGUCAAAAUGGACAAGAAUAUCAUGAUUCAAAUUUACUGUGCGCGUUCUUCUUUUAGAAAUAAUCGAUUGAAUCGAAUCAUUUCAGAAUUAUCGUUGAAAGUAAUUUAUAAAGAAUAAUAAUAAUAUAUCAAUAAAUUGUUUUUAAUGCGCGCUUCUAUCGAUUAAAAGAAAUGUAGAAUUGUAAUAAGAAAUUAUUCUUUCUGUGCUUUAAAUAUAAUUUUCAUCAAUGUAUGUAUAUAAUAUGCACACUAAAAGUUCAAGCAUAAAUUAUAUGCAUAAUACUGCGUAAUAAAAAUGUAAGUUUCCAGGUAUUUUUUAAAAAUGAUAUUAUUAAAGGUCAUAUAGUUUGUACAUAUGCGCAGUAAUGAUGUUUAGAACCAAUAAUUAUUUACUUUAUUAUUAUUAUUAUUAUUAUUGUAUAAUAGUUGUAAAAAGCGUUCAAGUGAAUUGUUGUUUCUAAUGAUCUGUGUGUUGUUGUUGUUGUUGUUGUUGGUUUGUAAAUAUAAAUAAUAAACAUGCUCUCUCACACAGACAUUUCAUUAAAUCGAAAUAAAAAAUUUAAAAA